GGAUCAUUCGAAUCAACUGCUUCGAACUGAGAGGACAUACCAAGAGACUUGAGACAAGUCGCAACGCUAGAGAGAUAUUCGACGAGCGAAAUCGGGAGUAACGAAGAUUUUUUUAGAGAAAACUUACAGUGAAUAUUUGAUAAAGCAAAAAUGAGGACCCUGUUUGUCGUGGCUUUGGCGAUCACCGCUGCUGCAGCGGAAAACUUCUGCACGCCGGGAUCAUAUUUUAAAAAGGACUGUAACAUGUGUUCCUGCUCGAUGGAUGGAAAGACAGCAGCCUGUACCGACAUGCUUUGUCCUAAUGAAAUGAAGAACUAUGCUGGCGUUGAAAACGAGCGAUUCUGUGAACCUGGGAAGAAAUUCAAACUGGACGACCUCAGCACUUGCAUCUGCACUGCUGACGGAACCAAGGCUGAAUGCACUUUGGGAGUCGUUCCCUUGUUUGGAAAGAUGAUCUCCAGUGGACAGAGUCAAUACUGCACACCUGGAAAGAUGUUCAGUCCUGACAACUGCAACAUAUGCAAAUGCAGUGCCGAUGGAUUGAAGGCCAUGUGCACAUUAAAGCUCUGCUCGGACGACAACGUUCUUGACGUCAAGAAAACUGAGUACUCAUCGAUCAAACAAGUUUGCGAGCCCUUGACGCAGUUUAAGGACUACUGCAACACUUGCUUCUGCUCGAACGAUGGCCUGUCCUUUGCUUGCACCAGAAUGAUGUGCGACCAUGCGAUCUGGAACAAGGACGGCAGCAUGAAGAUCGUUGCUACCACCUACCAGAACCAGAAGAAAGUCUGCCAGGCAGGAUCUCGAUUCAACGACUACUGCAACACCUGCUUCUGCAACAACGAUGGUACAGACUUUGCCUGCACUCGUAUGCACUGCGACGAAAACAUCUGGAACAAGGACGGCAGCAUGAAGGUUCUCGCUACCACCUACGACAACCAGAAGAAAGUCUGCCAGGCUGGAACUAAAUUCAGUGACUACUGCAACACCUGCUUCUGCAACGAAGACGGCACAUCCUUCGCCUGCACUAGAAUGAUGUGCGACAAAAAUCUCUGGAACAAAGACGGCAGCCUUAAGAACCAGGCUGUUGAACCACGAGUCUGCGAACCCAACACCCAUUUCAUGGACUAUUGCAACAUCUGCGCCUGCUCUGAGGAUGGAACCACCUAUGGCUGCACCAUGAUGAACUGCGACCAAAACGUAUGGAACAAGGACGGCAGCCGCAAGGACGUAUUGGACAUUAAGACCCGAGUCUGCGAACCCAACACCCAUUUCAAUGAAUACUGCAACACCUGCGCCUGCUCAGCUGAUGGCAUGAACAAAGCCUGCACCAUGAUGAAUUGCGAUUUGAGCAUCUGGAACAAGGACGGCAGCCGCAAGGACGUAUUGGACGUUGAACCAAGAGUCUGCCAACCAAACACCCAAUUCAAAGAGUACUGCAACACUUGCGCCUGCUCAGCUGAUGGCACUAACAAAGCCUGCACCAUGAUGGACUGCGAUUUGGACAUGUGGAACAAGGACGGCAGCCGCAAGGACGUAUUGGACAACAAACACGCUUCCGAUAAAGUUUGCCAGCCCGGAAAGGCCUUCAGUCCGGACGGCUGCAACACAUGUGUCUGCAAUGAAUACGGAACCCAGUUAGCGUGCACUUCCAAACUUUGCAUGACAACUCUUAAACAGGCUUACGGAGUUGAUGAAGCAAGAGAAUGGGGACCUGUCUACAAACAGGGAGACGCCUGCACACCCGGCAAAUCUUUCUACAGCGAGUGCAACCGAUGUGUCUGCCUGGAAACUGGCAACCACGCCUUCUGCACACUAAUGGACUGCGCAGCCCUCGCCUAAGUAAAUUUAAGAUUCUUCUCACUCUUUUGUUAUACAAGAGAGCGCGAAUUGGAUAUUUUUCAUGUACUUGUGUUUAUCAAGUAUAUUUUGAAGACUUUAACCCUCCGAUGAUAUUAUUUUAACGAUAUUCGUUACUAGAUAGAAGAUACCAGUGAUUGAUAUUAAUUACUCUAACAAAUUACUAAUGAUAGUCGCAUGAAUGGAGAAUGGGUGUGUUAAGGAUAGUAUUAUGUAAAUAAUGUGAAUUGUAAUGGUGAUUUAGAAACCUUAUUCAAAUUCUAUAUAAUAAAUAUUUAUUUUUAACUAAAA
Nasonia vitripennis (jewel wasp) is the source of this 2151-nucleotide messenger RNA. Its product is annotated as laminin-like protein epi-1. Bases 151 to 1842 code for a protein of 563 amino acids. The record is from RefSeq and is a predicted model, not a curated record. Gene Ontology annotation, molecular function: protein binding; peptidase inhibitor activity. Lineage: Eukaryota; Metazoa; Arthropoda; Insecta; Hymenoptera; Pteromalidae. The transcript is spliced from 5 exons.